AUAUGAAGUCAUCCCGCUCUAAUCCCCAGCUGCCCCUGUGUCAUUCAAAGGUCGCUGUGAACUGUCACCGACUGAACUAUUUUAUAAUGCGAGUGAUCCCCCCCCCUCUCCGGGCCGCCCUUGUGGUUCGCUCCUGGGGAGUCACUCAUCACUGAUGACAGCCAGUAACCCUCUCCGUGCCGGGGGGGCGGGCUCCGACCCAGCUUCCUGCUUUGCCAGCUCCACACAAGCUCUGUUGUUGCGAAGGGCUGAGUGGCACCGCCCACGUUCGGGACAAACCAAUGUGUGAGGGGGGGAGGACGCGGAGGCCCGUUCUUGAUUGGCCAACGCUUAGUCGAAUGACGCGUCUCCUUCCACCUCAGCUGGACGUGUAGUUUGAGGCGCUCGCUGGGUCUCGGCCGCGUUGGAUGAGUGUCCACCCGCCGAGGGGCUGAGGGGGAGGUGAUCGGUGUCCCGCUGUACGGGCGGCCUGCGCUCGCCUUUCCUGACAAAGCACCGGAGAUGCCGGCGAGGAUGCCAGGAGGCGCUGGGGAAAGAUGACGAAGCGGCUGGUUCUGAUAGGCUGCCUCCUCCUCAUCUCCUUGUUAUGGUUACCACCUGGCCACGUGUUCUGCAAUGAAGAUACUGUCCUUCCUGCAACACAAUCUGCACAUGAUAAUGAGCUUUCUGUAAAUAAAGAUGAGCAUACAAAGAAAGAGGAGGAAAGGGAACAGCCAAAGACUUCAGAAAUAGUAGAUUCUCCAUCGUUGGGGCACGUGGGAGAAGAUUUGCUUUUGGAAGACUGCACAAAAGAUGAAAAGGACAAGAAAACAGAACCAGGACUAAAUUUACCUCUGGACAAUAUUGACAUAAAAGACGUGGAAAAAGCAGCUGUGAACCUGGAUACCAGUGUUGAAAACAUUUCCAGUUCAUCUACCUCAGAGAUCCCUCCGGUUCCACUGCCUGAUGCAAUAGAAGCGUCCAGUGCCGCUCUCCCUGUAGUCAGCUCUAGUGAACCUGAGCAGUUAGAACCUGACUGUGACACUGGGGGGGCAGUAGAGGUUGAGCCUCAGAGUGAGCCCUCCUUUAUCAAUCCAUCAGCAAGUUUUGUGAAUGAACAUGUUGAGAACGUCUCCGUUUCACAAAACAAACGAAAGGCGACAUCUUCAGACAUAGAAGACAAAGUGUCAGCUCCUGAACCAGAAGCAGAGAAACAGAAAGUACACCUUAAUGCAUCAGAGGAAUUGGAGAAAAAACUAACUGAUGACAAAGAGGUGGCUGGAGGUGACCCAGCUGUUCCAGGGAACACAAAGGACCCCGUUGACAUUCCAACUUUUGAUGAGUGGAAGAAACAAGUCAUGGAAGUGGAGAAAGAAAAAAGCCAGUCUACGCAUCCCUCAGUCAAUGGGGGGCAGCAUACAAUAAAGGUCCAAAAGAAUAGGAACAAUUAUGCCUCUGUGGAGUGUGGUGCAAAGAUCCUAUCUGCCAACCCUGAGGCCAAGAGCACAUCUGCAAUACUUAUAGAGAAUAUGGACCUGUAUAUGUUAAACCCAUGUAGCACAAAGGUUUGGUUUGUGAUUGAACUUUGUGAACCAAUCCAAGUGAAGCAGCUGGACAUUGCCAACUAUGAACUCUUCUCUUCCACACCAAGGGAUUUUCUAGUUUCCAUUAGUGACAGGUAUCCCACCAAUAAGUGGGUGAAGCUGGGUACUUUCCAUGCAAGAGAUGAGAGGACAGUACAGAGCUUUCCAUUGGAUGAGCAGAUGUAUGCUAAAUAUGUUAAGAUGUUCAUCAAAUACAUAAAGGUGGAACUCGUAUCACAUUUUGGAUCUGAACACUUUUGUCCAUUGAGUCUCAUAAGAGUUUUCGGUACCAGCAUGGUGGAAGAGUAUGAAGAAAUUGUGGACCCACAGUACCAUUCGGAGCGUCCAGAAAUCUAUGAUGAAGAUGAAGAUUAUCCAAUCGAUUACACCGCGAGAGAUGACAAAUCUUCAAAAAACUUGCUUGGUUCUGCUACAAAUGCCAUUCUUAGCAUGGUGAAUAAUCUUGCUGCUAACAUGCUGGGUGCGAAUACUGAGGAAGCGAACUCUGAAGGGAAAGUUUUGAAUGGAAGCACCCCUAAAAAUGUGACUGCAGAGACCGUGGAAGGCAGUCCAGAAAAGACCACUGAGCAAGCGCCACCUACAUUAGCUACGAUAGAAACGGAUAGCGUUGCACCCCCUACAGUAUCUGUUCCUGAGCCUGAGAUUCCUAAAGAAAAUCCCAUUGUCCAGCUGGUGCAAGAAGAGGAAGAGGAACAGCCUAGUGAGUCAACUGUGACUCUCUUGGGCACCGAUGAUCAGGAGGAAGAAAAAGAGUCCUGGUUUGAAUUUGAGACACAGAUUUAUUGUGGUGAACUAGCAACUAUCUGCUGUAUCUCCAGUUUUUCUGAAUAUAUUUAUAAGUGGUGUUCAGCAAUUGUGGCCAUUCACAGGCAGCGUAGUAAAACCUCUGAAUUUAAGCGCAGGGAGGAAAAUGACUCUCAGUCUACUCAGCAAACUUUGGUAAGUCCAGCUGCUGCUCAGGCCUCAGACGAACCAUCUGAGAGCAAAAACGAUGAAAUGGCCACAACAGAUUUUAUUUUGGUAAAUCCAGGAGAAGAUUUACAAACUGAUACUUUAAAUAAGGUCACCUUGGAACCUAGUCAUACUCAAACCAUAUUUCAGUCUGUUGCUGGACACGUGACCGCAGGUGAUGCAUUGUUAUCAACUGAAUCCCUUCCAGAGGUAACUAUGCACAGUCCACAUUUUAGCCCUCUUUCACCAGAGGCUGAACCAGAACAAACAAAGGAGGUGAAAACCAGCGAGACUUUGAUUUAUGUUGAAAAACCAACUGUAAACCUGGAGUUUAGUAUUUUACCAGAUGCACAUGAUGGCUCAGUGAAAGAGAAUGCCGAUUACUCCAACAUUAUUAAACCAACAGAAAGCCUGCCAGUACAGGAAGAUACUGUACCUGUAGAAAGUGAUUCCGAAGUAAAAGAAACACCAAAGCCUGCAUUGACUCAGCCUGUUGAGAGCCCACCUACUAUAGACAAAAAGGAGGAUGAACAGGUGACAGAGGAUGUCUCUAUUAAUGGGAGCCUGCACAGAAUCACUACAGAUUUUUAUGCCGAAUUACAGAACGCCACUGAUCUGGGCUAUACAAAUGGAAAUCAAGUGCAUGGUUCCAAUCAGAAGGAGUCUGUCUUCAUGCGCCUCAAUAAUCGCAUUAAAGCUCUUGAAGUUAACAUGUCUCUGAGCGGCCGAUAUCUGGAAGAGCUUAGUCAGAGGUACCGGAAACAAAUGGAAGAAAUGCAGCGAGCUUUUAACAAGACUAUACUAAAGCUUCAAAAUACAUCAGCAAUAGCAGAAGAACAGGAUCAAAGGCAGACUGAGUCUAUACAACUUCUGCAAGCUCAGCUCCUCAACAUGACCUUCUUGGUCUCUAAUCUGUCAGUCGCCGUCUCUGAGCUAAGCCAGGAGGUGUUCGAUCGGCAGACCUAUUUAAUCGUCUCCUUAGUGCUGUGCGUUGUUUUGGUGGCAUUGCUUUGUUUACAACGCUGUCGAAACUCAUCGCAGUUCAGUGAUCAUUACUUAUCAAAAAUACCUAAAAGCAAUAACUAUCCAAGUCCCAAACGAUGUUUUUCUUCGUAUGAUGAUAUGAAUCUUAAGCGAAGAACCACAUUACCACUGAUUCGUUCCCAGUCAUUUCAGCUGUCAAGUAAAGAAGUUGAUCCUGAAGAUUUAUAUAUUGUGGAACCAUUGAAAUUUUCUCCAGAGAAAAAGAAAAAGCGCUGCAAAUGUAAAACUGAAAAGGUUGAGACGUUAAAGCCAAUGGAUCCACUAAAGGCAAUUCCCAAUGGGGACAUCAAGACAAGAAAACAAUUCACAAACCAGAGAGACUUCUCAAAUAUGGGGGAGGUGUAUCACUCUUCCUAUAAAGGGCCACCUUCUGAAGGCAGCUCAGAGACUUCUUCCCUGUCAGAAGAGUCCUAUUUUUGUGGCAUCACAGCCUGCUCUGCCCUUUGUAACGGACAGCCCCAAAAGACUAAAACUGAGAAAAGAGCCAUCAAGCGCAGGCGCUCAAAACUUCAGGACCAAGGAAAGUUCAUUAAAACUUUAAUCGAUACAAAGUCCGGAUCCAUGCCUAGUCUACAUGACAUCAUCAAAACCAACAAAGACUUGACUGUGGGAACAUUUGGUGUUACGGCGGUUUCUGGUAAUCUAUAAUCAUCACAGGGUUUUUUUUUUGUUUUUGUUUUUUUUACGUCUGACUUUGAUACUAUAUAGAAGAUGAUCCAGCUUUCGGAGAAUAUGCACAACUUGUCUAGAUUAGGCUGGACAUGGUUCAUCUCCAGUUCCUGGACAUUUUGGGCAAGGAAAUGGGGCACGAUUUUGUUUCUCCUGGAGAUCAUUAAGUAGGAUUCGUUUUUGUUUUUUUCAGUUUAUUUACUAGGGAAAAGAACAUUUGAUACCCAGUUUUUUUGGGUGGAACUUAAGUUAACUUAAGCUCAGUUUCUCAAUCCCUUCCCUAAAUUUGUUCCCGUACUUGCACCUUUCCAUAUUUAUGUGCCUUCUGUCUAUUUAUAAUGCCACUGGAGGUAAAAGCAACAAGUGUGAAUGCAAGAGUUAGUUUUUAAGUACCUGUAUAUGUAUUUUUUUUAUUUAGCUGUUUUCGAAGUUUAGCACUACAAUGUGUAAGGCAGUUUUCCUGGAGGA
Nanorana parkeri is the source of this 4715-nucleotide messenger RNA. It is a transcript of the gene SUCO, whose product is annotated as SUN domain containing ossification factor. Gene Ontology annotation, biological process: regulation of bone remodeling; protein folding in endoplasmic reticulum. The coding region runs from base 537 to 4226 and encodes 1229 amino acids. The transcript is spliced from 24 exons. NCBI's taxonomy places the organism in Eukaryota, Metazoa, Chordata, Amphibia, Anura, Dicroglossidae. Gene Ontology annotation, cellular component: cytoplasm; membrane. The record is from RefSeq and is a predicted model, not a curated record.